Molecule: messenger RNA, 692 nt
Organism: Meloidogyne enterolobii
Lineage: Eukaryota; Metazoa; Nematoda; Chromadorea; Rhabditida; Meloidogynidae
Source: the annotation of a GenBank genome assembly
UAUUUUGGCUGUUGAGCUAAGGAGAGAGAUUGGUCUAAAGUCGUUAGGUUUUUUAGGUUUUGGAAUCUUUUGGAUUGGAACGAUUAUACUUUCUUUCCAGAGAUCAGGUACCUUUUUUGUCAUUAAUGAUAGAGAGAAUAAACUAAAGAGUGGAUAUGCCAAUGUUUGUGCACAGUUUUUAAGAAAGAUAUUAGGUAUAUUAUCAGGUGAUGUGUUAUUCUUAUUAUCUAAUUUUGUUAAAUAAUUAAAUAUAUCGUAAACUGAAAAAUCCAUGUAAUCUAUUGUAUUCAAUAGUGGGGAAGUUUUGUUUGUAAUCUGUGUGUUAGUCCCACUGUUUUUAAAGACUGAACUGAAAUGAGAUGCAAGUAUGUUAACUUUCUGUUUAUUUGUGAAUAUUAUGUUAUUGUGAUCGUCUACCAUUGUUGAGUAUUUCAAAUUUUUUGAUUUAAGAAAAGCGCCAACAUAUGCAAAUUUCUUUUUUGGGUGGGGUAUUAUUCUUUUUUCUUUAUUUUUCCGAAAUUUCAGCAUCUGUUUCCUUAUUAGAUGAGUUAUCUUCAAAUAGUUUGGCCUAUUCGUUUUAUGAAUGUUUCGUUUCCAUAAACCCUCUUGAGUGUCUAAUAAUUUUUUAAUAUGAGUCGGUAAUCCUUUUAGUUUAUUUUCUAUAGGUAAACAAGUUUUUAGUUUUUUUAGUU